Molecule: messenger RNA, 2215 nt
Organism: Zingiber officinale
Lineage: Eukaryota; Viridiplantae; Streptophyta; Magnoliopsida; Zingiberales; Zingiberaceae
Product: fasciclin-like arabinogalactan protein 1
Exons: 1
Coding region: 1256-2032 (258 amino acids)
Source: RefSeq, a predicted model, not a curated record
CUAUUUCUCAAAAAAAAAAAAAUACAUUUAUAUCUUUCCAGUAUAUUUUUACUCUUUCACCUAAUUGCCGUAGUUGUCAUCUCCAUCACUAUAAUUGAUAAUACACUUUAAAAUAUCAACUUGGAUUGUAAACAUGCUGAGCUUUCACAAUGUAAAAGCUCUAGUUGAAUAUCGAUUGAGUUCCAUAUUUCUGUGUUAAAGCUUGUGUAAACCUUCUUAGGUUCGAUUUGUCAUCGAUCCUUCUACUAGAAAUUGCACCAAAUAUGUGGGUGUCAAUCCUAAUUUCCGGAAGCAAUUUUAUAAUGUUUUUAAAUUUACCCCAGCGUGCAAGUCCUUAAUCUAACCUUAAUACACACCAUUGAGUCACUACUUAAAGGUCCCUCAAUCUCAAUGGGCAAAUCCAUCAUGGAUAUAUAUAUAUACACUGUUUGAGCUAAGAAAGCCUUAGAUCUAUCAUAAAGAAUGCUAAAUAUGAAUGGGUCAAAGCUAGAUCCUCUAGAAGUCCUUGUACCUUAAAAUGUGCUAGAAAUUUGCUCAGCCUCUCUAAUAGUUAGAAAAGACCUUUGAUUUCAGUAAGUGUUCGUUUACUUGGGUGGAAAGUAAGGAGGGAUGUGAAAGAAUGAUAAUUUGAUUGCAGCACAAGGUGAUAACUUUCAGGGGCUCUUCUAGGACUGUCUCAUAUGAUCUGGAAGGGAGGUAAAUCAUAGAGAAUUUCGUCCAGGCCUUUUGCAUACAUUAGGAAUCGACUUCAUAAUCAAUUAUAGCAACACUAUAUGUAAAUAUUAACUGUGCUAGCUCAUAGGGGGCAAAAAUGAUAAUGUGAUGAUGUUAUUAUAAUAGGACUAGUUCAGACCCAGAGUAUCUAUCCAUUGUGCCAAAGGUGGAACUUAUCUUUCUCUGUCACCAUCUUUAUCAGCUUUAAACAUGAAGGAAUAUUAAGGUGGAUUCUACCUUAAUCUCAUCUGAUUAAAGACUACUCCCGGUCAAACCAAAUCCCAAGAAUUUGCUGUCCCAUGGCAAAAGGGUCUUAAUCUGGCCGGUUCGAUUGGGCCAAUCCGGUUCAAUUGGGUCUUUAAUCAGGUGGAUGCUAUUUUUUACUUUUACAAUGAAUCGAUUUAUUGCCACUUAUGUUCUCGUUCACGUGACUGUGGCGUGGAGGAGGGAGGCAUGAGAUUUGCUUUCAGUAACGACAACGCCACCUUUCGAUUCCAUUCCCACUCCUCACUCCUCACUCCUCACUCCUCCGCUGCCUGCAAUGGAGCUCCUUCCCAGACUCCUCCAAUUCCAUUCUGACGUUCUGAUUGUGUUCAUCAUCCUACCACUACCACUCUGCUCCGCCCUAGCCUCCGCCCCUUCUCCGGUGGCGGCGGCAUUGCCAGAGUCACACGCAAACCUCACAGCCAUCAUGGCCCGAAAUGGCUGCUCCACCUUCUCCCGCCUCCUUUCAGGGGUACCUGAUGCAGUGCAGUCCUUCGCAGACAACCUCGGAAGCGGUCUCACCGCCUUCUGCCCUGUCGACGAUGCCAUGCGCCCCUUCCUGCCGGCCUUCAAGAACCUCACAGCCGACGCCAAGCUCUCGCUGCUGCUCUACCAUGCCGUCCCCAUCUACUGCUCCUUUGAGAUGCUGCAGGAUGGCAAUGGCGUCGUUUCCACCCUUGCCAGUGGUGCCGCCACGGACUACAAGCUUGCCGUGCAGAACGACGGGGAUCAGGUCACUCUGCGGACGGGGGUCAUUGUGGCCACCAUCACCGCCACGCUCGUCGACCAGAACCCCCUCGCGGUGUACGCGAUCAACGGGGUGCUUGAGCCGGUGGAGCUGUUCAAGCCUGCUCGGGCGCCAGCACUGGCCCCGGCGCCAGAGGUGGCGGAAAAAGCGGCGCCGGCCAAAGCAUCGUCAGAGACGGCGGAGGCGCCGACUAGUGCUCAGGAAGCGCCGGCAGACGAGAAGGCCGCUUCUAAGAGCGCCGCCACGAGUAAUAGUGCUCACUUGUGGUUGGCAGUUGGGGUGGUCGCCAUGGCAGCGGCGGCUUGACCGACGUUGCCUUUCACCGCGCGUUUAUGUUUUCUUUCUGUUUUUUUUUUUUCGUUUUUGGUUUUAUUUUUUCCUUGUGCACUGUUUUUAUUCGGCGAGGAGGAAAUUCAUUGUGCUUCUUGUUGUUUAAUUUGAAUUCGUGUGCUUGUCGGAUUGCAUUUCGCGUGAACGAGACUUUGGAUG